UAAAGGCAAAGACGGAGCGAGCGCGCCCUCCAGAGGCCAGCCCCUGCAGCUGCAGUGAUGGACAGCCAAAAUAACACACAUAAUCAUGGCGGAGAAUGAAACCAUGGAGUGCAUAACGGAGCACGAGCGGAUUCUACAGGAAAUUGAGAGCACGGAUACGGCUUGCGUUGGCCCCACGCUUCGAUCAAUCUACGAUGACCAGCCAAAUGCCCACAUGCGCUUCAUGGAAAAGCUGGACGCCAGGAUAAGGAAUCAUGACCGUGAGAUUGAGAAGAUGUGCAAUUUCCACCACCAAGGUUUUGUGGAUGCCAUCACAGAGCUUCUCAAAGUUCGCACUGACGCAGAGAAACUUAUGGGCCAAGUGACGGAUACUAAUCGAAGACUACAAGAAGCUGGGAGGGAGGUGACAGCUCAAACUGGGGAGGUGAUUCGCUGUCGCAGCCAGCAGAGGAACAUGGCCACAACUGUGGAGAAACUCCAGCUCUGCAUACCAGUCCUCCAAAUGUACAGCAAACUAAAGGAGCAACUGGAGUCCAAAAGAUACUACGCUGCACUUAAAACCAUGGAACAACUGGAGAAGAUCUACAUCCCUCGCGUAAGCCAAUAUAGAUUCUGUCAGAUCAUGGCUGAAAACUUGCCCAGACUGCGGGAGGAGAUAAAGGAGAUCUCCAUGUCUGACCUAAAAGAUUUCCUGGAGAGCAUAAGGAAACACUCAGACAAAGUUGGAGAGACUGCCAUGAGACAGGCCCAACAACACAGAACCUUUAACAGUGCAGUAGCAAAGCAGGCCAGUGUGGGCCACUACACUAAGCCAUUGUACUCACUCAGUUGGCAAACACACGCGCGCAACAUCCUCAUGACGGAUGAUGACGACGAUGCUGAUGAGGAGAUUCUUACAGCUCAGGAUCUUGUGGACUUCUCACCUGUUUACAGGUGUUUGCACAUUUAUGCUGUACUGGGAGACCGAGAAACUUUUGAGAAUUACUACAGGAAACAGAGGAAAAAGCAGGCCAGGCUAGUCCUGCAGCCACAGGCUAACAUGCAUGAAACAGUGGAGGGUUACAGAAGAUACUUCAAUCAGAUUGUAGGAUUCUUUGUUGUCGAGGACCACAUCCUCCAUGCCACUCAAGGACUCGUGACCAGAGCUUUCACUGAUGAACUGUGGAAUAUGGCCCUGUCCAAGAUCAUCGCUGUGCUCCGCACACACUCUUCAUACUGUGAGGAUCCGGACCUGGUCCUGGAGCUGAAGAACCUUAUUGUCAUCUUUGCAGACACACUACAGGGUUUUGGUUUCUCUGUGAAUCGACUGUUUGACCUGUUGUUUGAGGUACGGGACCAGUACAAUGAAACUCUAUUGAAGAAGUGGGCGCUGGUAUUCAGGGAGAUCUUCGAAUUGGACAACUACAGUCCCAUACCAGUGGAAACGGAGGACGAGUAUAAACUGGUCGUCAGUCGCUUCCCGUUUCACGAUGCAGAGAUAGAGAAGCAGGACUUUCCUAAGAAGCUGCCGAUGUCCCAGUCUGUGCCACAGAUAUAUAUGCAAGUAAAAGAGUUCAUUUAUGCCAGCCUCAAGUUCUCCGAGUCACUUCACCGCAGUUCAACGGAGAUUGAUGAUAUGUUGCGGAAAUCAACUAACCUGCUGCUGACAAGAACACUCAGCAGUUGUCUGCAAAACCUCAUCAAGAAGCCACAUAUAGGGCUGACUGAGUUGGUGCAGAUCAUCAUCAACACCACCCACCUAGAGCAGGCCUGCAGGUAUCUUGAGGAGUUUAUAACAAACAUCACCAACGUGUCCCCCGAAACCGUGCACACUACAAGACUCUAUGGCUUGUCUACUUUCAAGGAUGCCCGUCAUGCUGCGGAAGGAGAAAUCUACACCAAAUUGAACCAGAAAAUUGACGAGUUCAUCCAGCUGGCAGACUACGAGUGGAGCAUGGCUGAGUCUGACGGUCGGGCCUCAGGUUAUCUCAUGGACCUGAUAAAUUUCCUCCGAUCCACAUUCCAAGUCUUCACACACCUCCCGAAUAACAACAAUGACCAUGCGUCGAUGUCGGGUAAAGUGGCCCAGACAGCUUGUAUGUCAGCCUGCAAGCAUCUGUCCACAUCAUUGAUGCAGAUGUUGCUGGACACAGAACUGAAACAGAUCAGCAUGGGUGCCAUUCAGCAGUUCAACUUAGAUGUCAUUCAGUGUGAACUGUUUGCCAGCUCAGAGCCUGUCCCAGGUUUCCAAGGAGACACACUGCAGCUGGCUUUUAUCGACUUAAGACAGCUCCUGGACCUGUUCAUGGUGUGGGACUGGUCGACCUACCUCGCAGACUACGGUCAGCCGACCUCCAAGUACCUUCGAGUAAACCCGGCCACAGCCCUGACUUUACUUGAGAAGAUGAAGGACACCAGUAAGAAGAACAAUAUCUUUUCUCAGUUCAGGAAGAACGACAGAGACAAACAGAAGCUGAUAGAGACUGUGGUCAAACAGCUAAGGAGCCUGGUCAAUGGCAUGUCCUCCUAAGGUCAUAUAUGUCACUCACUCAAUCAUAGUUUGGGGUGUUCCAUGGUGAAAACCGUCAGAGGUACAUAAAGCGCAAAACCUCUGCGACACUUUUACACCUAUUGCCAACAGCGAGCUCAAUCUGUCAGAAUGAGCGAACGUGCAAUUUAGCGCCCGCUAUUUGGGUGCCAAGUAAGGCCCAUAGAGUGAUUAGAGGCGGCUACUGUACACACGGAGGAGCCAGUGAACAGACUCCUGAUACGCUAUACAAAAAAAAAACUCGAGUAUUUGGUUUACUAUAACAACAAUAAUAAUACAAACUAGUUUUUGUUUGUUUGUUUCCUCAAGGGUGCAAUGAUUAUAACUGCAAAACCAGUACUGUGACAAUGACAUCAAUGAGAGGCAAAGAACCACAAACGAAUGGGAGGUGUUCCGAUGUGCAUUUGUAAUUCGAACUUCGGAAUCCAUAUUUCAAGCUUUCUUUUGAAGACGAAGUUGUUGUGUUUUCUUUUGAGCCCAUUUUAUCACAAAAUAUAAGAUGUCGACUAAUAUACAGGCAUUCAAUGCAGAUUAGUUUUUUUCCUUCGGACACCUGCAGAAGGUGAGGAAAAGAACGUUCAGUCUUUCAUGUCCAUAAUGUACAAACAAAUGGGCGAUGACGUCUUUAAGAGACUGAUGUUCAUAAAAAAAAGAUCCUAUCCUAACGAAAGAACUAUCCUUUUCUUAACUUUUAACUAUUACUUUGUCUGCUUAUUUUUUUAAGUUCAGCACAAAAUUUUAGUAUUUUGUGUUUGAUCGUAAAAUGGGUCUUUACCAACAAGUAAACCUCCUCCGGUGAGCCUGUUUAAAUGAAUGGCUGAUGCAUUAAAGGGAAUGUCUUAAUGUAUUUUAUUUUUUUUUUACUCUGAGCAUCACGUUUGCUUUUUAACAACUGCAUAUUUAUCGAUUUUUCUUUAAAGGGCACAUAUUAUGCCAAACCAACUAUUUCUAGUAUUCGGGAUGUAUUAUUGGCUCUGUGGUGCCUCAGCAAAUAGGGGAAAUAUGAAUUAUAAUCCUCCACGCAUUCCUGAGUUCCAGACGUUUUUCUGCCGAGAAGCCUGAAAUCAGGUCAAUGGAAUUUCUCAAGCUUAUGUACGUCACUAGCGAAGAUCCGCCCCCGAGCCAGCCCUGUCAACGUAAAAAAUGUGUGGGUCUUCUACACGGAGGUAACCAAUCAGAGGAAAGUAUAUAUGGACAAAGCGGAUACAAAACUGGGUCAAACAGAAGUAGAUGUCAGGGGGGCCUUUUCGGGACACUCAUGACAAAACCAAUGUGUUUUUUGGAAAUUAAAUUGACACUUUUAUACUAAAUCCAUGUUAGAGAAUCACUCUUUGGAGCUCUAUGUAAAUAUCCAAAAUACGGGACCUUUAAAAAAAGAAAAGUCGCCUGGAUUCCAAAGAACUCAAGGUUGCGGCCACAUAUAAUCAUUCAGGAGCAAUGCUGUCAAAAUAAUCACAGGCUUGAAUAAACUGUUUAUACAAUGUACUACAUUUGCAAUCUGAUGACAAAAAUAUAAGAUGACAUUCCUUCUUGAUUAAGUAAGUCUUCAAUUGCCAUUUGUAGUAACUGUAGCACUGCUGACCGAAAGUAGCGCCAACACACUUUGAAUGGAUGCCAAUAUUAGGUACUACCAUCAUUUAUUCUUCUGAAUGAAAUGUGUUGUCUCUGCAUCCCAAUACUGUAAUCUGGUGAUGUAUGAAAAAGUCUUUGUGGGUAUCAAACGAUGCUUUAUUUGAUGGAUUCUCAUUUUGCACACCUCACAAAGUAUUUGCCAAAGCAUGAUGAGAAAUAUGGUAGACGCAGUCCACAUCUGGCACGGACCGUGCGCCCUGAAGUCAACGGGCAGCAAUACGACAUGAUUCCAAAUUGUUAGACCAUCGUUCCACACGCUGAUUUCGGAUCCUGUUUGGAGAUGGCAGCGAUGCGGUUCCAUUGGCAAGUUCAAUUAUUGUGUGUGUGUGUGUGUGUGCGUGUGUGCGUGUUGCCCUUUACCUUUGUAAAUGACACACAAAAAAAAAUGUUAUGAUAAUGUAUACUUGUAUAUUUAACAUUUCAAGAGCUUUUAAAUUUGACAUUUUGAAUUCUCUAGUUUUUGUUCCUCAGGGUGAAAUGAGGCUUUUGAAUGCGUAAUAUUCAUAAAGCACAGCAAUAAUGACUUGGCUUCUUUUCAGCCUUGCUGGCAGGUUUUAACGUUGAAUCCUGCCUGCUGACGAUGACCAUUUUUUUGUAAUGUAUCUGUCGUUAUUCUGUGCUCUCAGCGGACACGUUUUUAGAAUUACGUUUUACAUUUGAUCGCCGUGCCCUGGGUCGUCCCCGGGGGUCUCCUCCCGGUGGGACGUGCCCGGGAACACCUCACCUUCUUUCUUUAUUUUUUUGGUUUGUUUUGUGGAAUAGUGGACAACAAAAUGAGCAAAGUUAUGUAAUUGCUCUCAACUCAAUUGCAUGGUUUAACUGAAAAUGCUAUGUUGGGACAUACAUUUUCAAAAAUAUGUUUAUGGACAAAUGUUUACGUGCAAUUCCGAAUUCCGUUUGUCAUUCUACUCUGUAAGACACCCUCAAAAAGUUUUUUUUUUUUUAAUUUGGUGUGUUGUAAUAAAUAUUAAUUCAUCAGUAAAUGAUCAUUGUUGUUAAAUACAAAGCAAGUGUGUCAAUGAUGAGAUUUGGAGGUUCAGUGAAAUAAAACUGAAAUUUACAGGAAAAAAACCUAUCGCGGUUGGUGUGUCAGCGUCAUCGUUGCAUCAAGUUGAAAAGAUUUCAGCGAUGGAAUAUCAGCAACUGUGUGUCAUUUCCGUGAGACUCUUGUCUUGAUUUUUGACCACCUCUGCCUGUGCUAAUGGGACUUCUGACUCGACUCUCUGGCAGCAAGAGGACCUUAGAGAUUCCUCAGACGGGCUCUUGUGGCGACUAGAAUUCUUUGGAGGUUCUUUAGCCUUGGCCUGUAGUUGGGUAGAGGACCCUUUGAGGUUCUUUUGCCUUGUCCCUGUGGUGGCCCCAACCAGCGCCCCGAAACAGGGCCAGGAGGCGGGCCCGACCGAGCCGGGAGGCGGCUGACACCCUGCUACGUUUCUCCUCCUCCUUCCUGGUCUGCGCGCAGUCAAUGAUUACCGCCUGAGAUGCAAAUUUGAUUGACUGAUUACAUGGACGCGUCUACCUCAAAGUACUAACUACCAAAUAAGCCAUACAUGUUAAUUUGGCCAGUAGACACGGUGUACUAUAGUAUAUUGCCACCCGCACACACCACCCGCGAUGGAAGACUUGGGAUAAUGGUUCCGCCUUUUUCGGUCUAAACGCUGGGAAACGCGGUGUCACUCGUUUUGAAAGUUGCUGCUAAUAUUUUCUGUCAUCGUGUUUUAUGUUUGAGCCUGCCAUAUCCUAGCACACACACACACACACACACUAACUGGGAAACAGCAAGUGAACUUUAACCCGGGUCAAUGUCUGAAUGUGAGGAUCCCUGUCGCCGCAGAUGUAAUGAGGCGAGAAACAUUUGGAGUGCCCCAUUAUCAGUGCCCAGCAGCUACCCUUGCCAACACUCGUACACAAAGAAACAUGUUUGUUUACCAUGCUCCUCGCAUGCCAGUUGGACUCUGUUUUACGAAUAGUAUAUUCCAGCCCGUCUCAGGUCAGGGUCUGUACUGAGAGAGAAUUUAGUCCAGAUCUGCCUCGAGCAAACCACAGCAGAACAACACGGUAGUUAGACGGUCUCGAUAUUUGACCAGAAGUCAUGUCGUAACAGUCAAAUUGUGUUCUUAUUUGUGGAUGGAGCAUGCAACAACUAACCGUUAGAACAAGACGAGAUGUGCGAAAUGAGCAAGCCAGCGCUACUGAUGGCUGGUGCGGUGGGAUGCGUUUUAUAGUGUCUGAACACCAGUAAGAACCUGUGACUUGAUAUCUUAAUAUGAGCUGGGUUAUUAUUAGUGAUCCCAACACAAACAAUUUAAGCCUGCACUUCAAGAGCGUCGCAGGUUCCCCGCUGGACCCCCUGCAGUUGGCCUACCGAGCAAACAGGUCUGUGGAGGACGCAGUCAACAUGGGACUGCACUUCAUCCUAGAACACCAUGCCGGUGUGGGGACCGACGCGAGGAUCCUGUGCGUGGACUUCAGCUCAGCAUGGUCAGCAACAAGUGGAUAUGGAGAACAUUUUUUCGCACGUGUUCUGAAAAUCCACCGCGUAAGACAAAGACCGGAAGUGCAACCAGGAGGGAAGAAAAAGCUUCUCCGGCUGUGUCUUCUCUCCGCUGCUCUUCUCUCUCUACACAAACAACUGCACCUCAACGCACCCGGCUGUCAAACUCCUGUAGUUUGCAGACGACACCACAGUCAUCUGCCUCAUCCAAGACUGUGACGAGUCGGCAGGAAGCGGAGCGGCUGGAGCUGUUGGUGCGGCCGACAGAACCUGGAGCUGAACACGCUCCAGACUGUAGAUGAUUGUGGACUUCAGGAGGCAUCCUUCGCCGCAGCUGCCCCUCACGCUGUCCAACUGCCCUGUGUCAACCGUCGAGACCUUCAAGUUCCUGGGAAUUACAGUCUCUCAGGACCUGAAGUGGGCGACCAACAUCAACUCCAUUCUCAAAAAGGCCCAGCAGAGGAUGUACUUCCUGCGGCUUCUGAGGAAGCAUGACCUGCCACUGGAGCUGAUGAGGCAGUUUUACACAGCGGUCAUUAAAUCGGUCCUGUGUUCAUCCAUCACAGUUCGAUUUGGCGCUGCCACAAAAAAGGAGAAAACUGCUGAAAAGAUUGUCGGCACCCCCCUACCCAGCCUUGAAGAUUUGCAUGCUGCCAGAACUCAGACAAGACCACGUAAAAUCCUCUUGGACCCUCCACAUCCUGGUCAGCACCUCUUCCAGCGCCGUCCCUCAGGUAGGCGCUAUUGAACAAUGCAAACUAGAACUAGCAGACACUCCAACAGCUUCUUCCCUCUUGCCAUCAACUUGUUAAACGGUGAACUUAACUACAAUUCCAUUCUAACAUGCUGCCAAUUUGUCUUGAGAUUGUAGUCACAUCUCUGUCGGGUCAAUUAUACAUUACUCGUGCACUCACUGUAGUAGUCUCGCCAGUCUGCACUACUUGCAUAUCUGUUGUUAACCAAUACUGGCCUCUCAUGUGUCUGAGAAGUAUCUGCACCAUUUGAACAAUUGACAUUGUUCCAGAUUAUCGCACUACGAGUCACUUUGAGCUGCGUGAAUUUCUUGAAGUCUCUGCACCCUUUGCACAAUGGUCACUCCACCAGACUAUUUUUCUAUUAGUCAUUUCGAACUGCUCUAAAUUGCCAGAGGACUCGGCAUCAUUUGCAUGAUGUGAAAAAAUGUAUCGGCAUUCCCAUUACUGGAAACCUUUUAUCGCUCAGUGACUGUGUUUUUCUGUUUUUCUGUCUCAAAAGUAUUCACCAUGUCUGUGGUCAUACUAGAGCGGCUCCAACUACUGGAGGCAAAUUCCUUGUGUUUUUGACAUACUUGGCAAAUAAAGUUGAUUCUGAUUCUGGUGUCUAUGGAA
This is a messenger RNA of Phyllopteryx taeniolatus (common seadragon), 8020 nucleotides long. RefSeq names its product exocyst complex component 6 (gene exoc6). Gene Ontology annotation, biological process: intracellular protein transport; exocytosis; Golgi to plasma membrane transport. Gene Ontology annotation, cellular component: exocyst; membrane. The record is from RefSeq and is a predicted model, not a curated record. The coding region runs from base 86 to 2509 and encodes 807 amino acids. Lineage: Eukaryota; Metazoa; Chordata; Actinopteri; Syngnathiformes; Syngnathidae. The transcript has 24 exons.